This is a messenger RNA of Coregonus sp. 'balchen', 2453 nucleotides long. Lineage: Eukaryota; Metazoa; Chordata; Actinopteri; Salmoniformes; Salmonidae. The record is from the annotation of a GenBank genome assembly.
AUGGCAAAGCCAAUGGUAAGUCGUAUUGACCAUUCAUGCUUGUGUGGAUACUCUUUAUCAAUAAAGUUACAUAUUGAACAGGCUUUGGGACCCACAUGUUUACUGCAUUGAGCUUUGUGUUGCUGGGUAAAUUAACUGAAAUGGUCAGGUACUUGAGUCUUGAUUGUGUUUUGACAACAUGGUUAAAUAAAGGUUAAAUAAAAAAAAUACAAUAAAAUAUUGUUAUGUGCAUCAUAUACAAUAUUAGUGGGACAUAAACUGUAAAUUGUGAUGAUCAAAAGCCAGAGAUAAAUUAUUGAAUAACAUAAUGCAAACCAAACAUGACAAAUUAAAAGACAAUCCCUUUGACCUUAUGUUCGAAGAUAGUCAACCAUGUGCUUCUUAACAGGAACUUGAGCUGAAGAAUGUGAAGCUGAGAGCUGGAGACCAGUUCAAAGUGGAGGGGAGGAUUCUGCAUGAGGCACAGGGGUACGUAUAUUUAACUGGUUUGGUUUGAAAUCACACCCAGAGACCCAUCAGAUUAAUUUAUAAGAAUAAUUGAUCAACAAACCACCAGUUCCACAAAUGUUCAAUCAAAAGAAUGGAGAAGUGUUGGUAUACUGUAUAUGUGGUAUACUGUAUAUGGUAUACUGUAUGUGUGGUAUACUGUAUAUGUGGUAUACUGUAUAUGUGGUAUACUGUAUGUGUGGUGUACUGUAUGUGGUGUACUGUAUGUGUGGUAUACUGUAUGUGUGAAACCAAUUCAUGUUAGAGAACUGCAGACAUGUAGUGGGGUUUCUGGAAUGAUGUGUCUUGUGACUUCCUAUUAAACAUGUCCAGAGGUGAGUUCAAGAAGGGUUCUGUUUGCGGCGAACAUGUUACUUAGUAACAAUUUAAAGUUGAACGAUUUGAAUGAACAUUCCAAAAUGUUACAGCAAAACAACAAACAGCUAAGAUGACUGUAAUCAUACUCCAAAUUACUUUAUAUUCCUACAACAUGCAAUAGAAAGCCUACGUGGACACAUUAUUAUUUGUAUCGGCAGUUUAGACCCGGAACAGACACUUACGUUCGCCGUACACUACCUCCUCGGACUGUUUCCUAACGUUUAGCGAAUGUUUGCGGCUAGCACAAAAACAAAUAUGAUAGCGAAUUGUUUCCCUUGUUGACCGAACCUCAGGUUCCAGAUAGACCUGGGCUUUGAUGAAGAGAACCUGGCGCUGCACUUCAACCCACGUUUUCAUGAUGCCGCUGACGGCGCCGUGCUUGUGUGCAACUCAAAGAUUGACGGCUGCUGGGGUCAUGAGGAGAGAGAGAAACACAGCUCCCUCCAAAGGGGUUCUACUGUCAAGGUGUGACAAUUGUUGGGAUGGGAAGAUGGUCCUGACUGGACCAAGGAGGAUGUUAGUCAGGAUAUACACAAAUGUUUUAAAUAAAUGAAAAUAUAAUAUUUGAGGUUAUAAAAAAAACGGAGUUUGGCAACGAUUCGGAUGAACUCGUGGAUAGCAUUUUUAUGUCUCUGUGUCCAGCAGGACGGAAGUUACAGGUAGUUUCGCCAGCCAAUGCUAACUUGUGUUAGCGCUAGCUUAGCGCAAAGACUGGAAGUAUGCUAGCUGUACCCGAGGACUAGCAGUCUUUUUGCUAAUUUAAUUACCUCUCACGUCAUACUGGACGAUUCACUACCUCUAACCUCAUACUGGACACAGAGACAUACAAACAAUAUCCACGAGUUCACCUGACUCUGGGGGGGGGGGGGGGGGUAGAUAAAGGGCUUUAUUGUCUAAAUCCUGAACUAUCCCUUUAAGAUUGUAGUUAGUUAUGAGUUUCUGUGAUACUGACCGCAUUAUCGAGCAUGAACUGCAGUACAUACUUUUAAUACGAGAUGAAUGGAUAAUCUUGGGCAUAGAAUAGAGUAAUGUAGUAAGGAAACCAUGUAUUGUAUAUUUUCUUAAAUUCCAUUCCUUACUAGUUUUUGUGUGUAUUGGGUAUAUGUUGUGAAAUUGUUAGAUAUUACUUGUUAGAUAUCACUGCACUGUCGGAGCUAGAAGCACAAGCAUUUCGCUACACCUGCUAUAACAUCUGCUAAAACACGUGUACGUGACAAAUAAAAAUUAGAUUUGAUUUGAUUUGAUGUGGAUAUAAGAGUGGAUAAAUGUGUUAUAAUGGGUUUCUUCUCUCUCAAGAUUCUCCUGAAGCUGACAGGAGAUAUGUUUGAAGUGGAGAUGCCUAACGGACAUGAGAUCCAGUUCCCCAACCGUCACAGCCUAGACGUCAUUACCUACGUUCGUAUCCGAGGGGACUUAAAGCUCACCUCCUUUAAGAUCUACUAAAGAGACCCCAUAAUAUCCACCUCGUGUAGCCUGGCAACAAGGGCACAGACAAUUUUGUUAAGUUUGCCUUUCCGACUUCCGGUGCAGUCCGGCCCAAUGACGCGCAAGCAAGUGGGUGGGGCUACAUAUGGUGUGUAGAGUUAGAC